Messenger RNA from Sesamum indicum (sesame), 446 nucleotides. Lineage: Eukaryota; Viridiplantae; Streptophyta; Magnoliopsida; Lamiales; Pedaliaceae. The record is from RefSeq and is a predicted model, not a curated record.
GGUUGUCUCUGAUAAUUAUUCUGCUGGAACCUUCAAUUUUUGUUAUUAAAUGUGUUUCCGGUGUUUUCAGGUAAGCUCAAGACAAAAGGAAACGAGUAGUACCUCAGGGAUGCGUGAGACUGUUGAAACCAGUAUGCUUAUAGAACACAGAGCAAAGGAAGUAGUACCCAAGCGCAUAGUAAAGAUGGAGGAAGCAAUAAAAAAUCGUGAUUUUCCAGCUUUUGCUCGUCUCACAUGUGCAGACAGUAAUCAGUUUCAUGCAGUCUGCCUGGAUACCUCACCCCCUAUAUUCUACAUGAACGACACAUCCCAUAGGAUAAUCAGCUGUGUUGAGAAAUGGAAUCGUUUUGAAGGAACACCUCAGGUUUAUCUCUUUCUUUUUGCAACUAUUUUUGGUUAAAAACCAUGAGGUCAUUACGAAAUUCUCAACAGUCGUAUCAUGACAG